AUGGCCACGUCCGCCUCCUUGCUCCACCUUUCCACGCUCGCCCCAGCCUUCUCGCCGCCCGCACCCCGGCGCGGGCUCCCCACGUCACAGCUCGACCUCCGCCCCAGCCGCCGUCACCACGGCGUCUCGGUCUCACUCGCCGCCUCGUCAUCCGCCGCGUCUCCGGAGGUGGAGAAGGAGCCCUCCUCGCCGUCCACCCCGCCGCCGGAUGAAUCCUCAGCCCUAUCGGCCGUGGCGGAGAGCGUGAAGGUGCUCAAGGAGGCGGCCAAGACGAGGAAGGUGCCGGCCGACAAGGUGCUGGCGGCGCUGGCCAGGAUCAAGAAGGCCAAGCUCGACGCCUCCGCCUUCUUCGAGACCCUCGGCGGGACCGAGUCCCCCGGCAGGACAUGGAAGCUCAUCUUCACCGCUCAGGGUAGUAAGCUUGAGAAAGGCAGCUACUUCCCGGUGACCGCCGUCCAGCGAUUCGACGCCGCGGGGCAGAGGAUCGAGAACGGGGUGUACCUGGGGCGGGCGGGGAGCCUGAGCUUCGAGGGGCGGCUGUCGUGGAAGAAGAAGAUCCUGGCCUUCGUCUUCGAGCGGGUGCGCGUCAAGCUCGGGCCGCUGCCCUCCAUGGAGAUCCCACUCGGCGGCGGCGGCGACGUGGGCAGGGAGCCGAGCACCAAGGACCCCUUCUUCCUGUGGUUCUACGUGGACGAGGAGGUCGCCGUGGCGCAGGGCAAGGGCGGCGGGACCGCCUUCUGGUGCCGAUGCAAGCGCGUCGACGGGCAAGGCCGGCGCCCCGCCUUCUGGUACUUCGGUUUCAACAUAAUUUAG
Messenger RNA from Triticum turgidum subsp. durum (durum wheat), 813 nucleotides. The record is from the annotation of a GenBank genome assembly. Lineage: Eukaryota; Viridiplantae; Streptophyta; Magnoliopsida; Poales; Poaceae.